AUGACGCAGUCGGUUCAAGAUGACGCGCUUUUUUUGGGUCUCGAUUGCUCGACACAGAGUAUGUCGUCUGUGAUUGUAAAUGCUCUCGGUCAGGUGGUCUAUGAGAGCUCUUUCCGCUUUGACGAGCAGUUUCCUCAUUAUAACACGAAAAAUGGAGUGCUACGACUGACAGAGAACCAAGUGGUUGUUCCAUCAUUCAUGUUGGUCGAAUCACUUGACGUUAUCAUGGAUGCCCUGGCCAAGAGCUCAAUUGAUUUGGCCAAGAUCAAGAGCAUUAGUGGCAGUGCGCAGCAGCAUGCGUCUGUAUAUUGGAACAAAGAUUUCUCACUACGUCGGUGUUUGGAUGCAGCUGCAGAGUCGAAUGCCAAUUCGAUCGUAGAGGCCAUGAAAAAGCAGCAACAACCUGUUUUCUGUCUACUCAACGGCCCCAGCUGGAUGGACAGUUCAACGACACGCUACUGCAGAGAGUUGGAAGCUGCGGUUGGUGGACCGGAUCGUGUCGCUGAGAUCAGCGGAUCCCGAGCCUACGAACGCUUUACGGGCAACCAAAUCGCCAAGCGGAUUCAAGAGGAUCCAGCCUUUCUGGAAACUUGUGGACGUAUCACUCUCGUGUCGGCGAUGCUAACGUCGCUGCUGUGUGGAACCUACACUCCAAUUGACGACAGUGAUGGAUCGGGGAUGAACCUUCUUGACCUGCGUAAACGGGUGUGGUCUCCUGAGCUCGUGAAGGCGACUUGUAUAUACAGCAACUCGGUUAAUGCCUCGGAGAAGCUAGAGGCAGCGUUGGGCUCUCAGGUUGUACGAGCGUACUCGCUAGCGGGUCAUAUCCACGUCUAUUUCCAAAAGAAAUAUGGUUUCGCUGCCGAUUGCAAAGUGAUCCCAUUCUCCGGUGACAAUCCGUGCACGCUCGCAGGUAUCGGUCUCUCGCAGCUUGAUGAUGUGGGCGUAUCUCUGGGCACCUCCAGCACGCUGUUUGCGGUGGUACCUACAGAAGCUGCACACUUUAACGGUAAGGAAGGCCACUUCUUCUGCAACCCCAUCGACCCGAGCUCAUUCAUGGCCAUGAUCUGCUUCAAAAACGGCUCGCUUGCACGCCAACAAGUCCGAGACCGUCGUGCAGGUGCAUCGUGGGAGAAGUUUGAGGAAUUGAUGCAAGCCACGAAGGCGGGCAACGGAGACAUCACGGCGUUUUACUACAAAGAACCGGAAAUCACUCCGUCGACUCUCAAGGCAGGAAUCGUCGGCUUUGAUGCCAGUGGUGCUCGCACAGACAUGUCUGUAUUGCCGCCGGAAGUGGAAGUUCGUGCAGUGGUGGAAAGCCAAUUUCUGGCCAUGCGUCUGCACGCAAAGCGGCUCGGCGUGAGCAACCCCAAGCGUCUUAUUGUGCUUGGUGGGGCAUCAGCAAACAAAUGCAUGCUCCAGGUACUCGCAAAUGUCUUCAAUGCGCCAGUGUACCGCCUUACAUGCGCCUCCAACACGGCUGCUUUAGGUGGCGCCUUCCGUGCUCGUCACGGAUUUGCUUGUGCUAAUAGCACGUCCGGAUACGAGCCAUUCGAUGUAAGUGACAGCCUCGACUUUUCAUUGAGUGCCAGUCCCAUUGACGAAGACGCUAAGACGUAUACGCACAAGAUCUCUCGCUUUGAAUCCUUGGAGAACCAAGCUGUUAGUCUGUUGAGCUAA
Messenger RNA from Peronospora farinosa, 1680 nucleotides. NCBI's taxonomy places the organism in Eukaryota, Oomycota, Peronosporomycetes, Peronosporales, Peronosporaceae. The record is from the annotation of a GenBank genome assembly.